CCUAAAAAAGGUAACAAACUUUGUAUCCUUCCAUUUGUCUUGUUCCUUAUAUCACAAAGUUCCAGAAGCCAAAACCAGCAUGAUGUCACCAUGUGCCAUCCUUACCAAUGCUUUCGAUUGGGAGAGAAAAACAGAAAAGAUAAGAAAUGGAAGCUUGGUUGGUUUUCUCAAGAACAUCUUAUUGUCUGUAUUAUGGUCACAAUGCUUAAUAGAGGUCAACUAGUGAACAUAAGCGUGGCGUGGUCACAAAGAUACCAUAUGCUUUUGUCCCGCUUCAUUGAUUUGUACAGCUAUGUCUCAUAGUGUGAAGACUCCAAAUACUGUUUCUUCAGACAUGAACCCCAUCUAUAAAAAGCAGAUAGGGUAAACCACAUUUCUUCACCUUCAACCACCACCUGCACAAUCAUCCAAAGAAAGGAAGUUCGAAGCUUCUUCAGCACAAUGAUGAGUUCGCGGUCAUGGCUUCUUAUGUUCAUAAUUGCUGCAACUCUCACCACAAUUUGCAGAAAAGUUGAGUCAGCAUAUGAAGCUGAUAAGAUUGUGAAGCUGCCAGGGCAGCCAGAGGUUAGUUUCCAGCAGUAUGCAGGGUACGUGACUGUUGAUCAAACCCAGCAGAGGGAACUUUUCUACUACUUCGUCGAAGCUGCAACCAACUCCAGUUCCAAGCCUCUUGUUCUCUGGCUCAAUGGAGGACCUGGGUGCUCUUCAGUUGGAGCUGGAGCUUUCUCUGAACACGGCCCUUUCCAGCCAAAUGCAGCAGGGCUUCUGGUCCACAAUGACUACAGUUGGAACAAAGAAGCAAAUAUGCUGUACUUGGAAUCCCCAGCAGGAGUUGGCUUCUCGUAUUCUGCCAACACCUCUUUCUAUAACUUGGUUAAUGACUCCAUAACAGCUAAAGACAGCUUGGCCUUCCUACAACGAUGGCUACUCAAGUUUCCUGAAUACAAAACCAGAGAUCUUUUCAUCACUGGAGAAAGCUAUGCUGGACACUACGUCCCGCAGCUAGCCCAGCUAAUUGUAGAGUCGGGAUCAAAUAUCAGCUUGAAAGGCAUUGCUAUAGGGAACCCAUUGUUGGAGUUCGACACAGAUUUCAAUGGGGAAGGAAGUUACUACUGGUCUCACAGCUUGAUAUCGGACCACACCUAUCAGCUUGUGAAUACAAUGUGCAACUUCUCCCAACUCAGGAGAGAAAGCUUGUUGCCAUCGAGCAGCCUUUCCGACCCGUGUGAGUUCGUUGCAACUCAGAUUAAGGCAGAAUUGCCCCACAGAAACUUCAACGACUACGAUGUCACUUCUGAUGUCUGUUUGUCAGAUGGUGAAUCACGAUUUGGUUCCCAGGAACAACACUCUUCAUUAGCUUCACGUUUCCAUCCAGUUUCGUCCCUUAGGUCCAAGCAAACUGGUUUCAGAAAGCAGGAAGCUGGUGGGAAGUCAAUUGACCUUUGUGUACAAGAUGAGACAUUCACGUAUUUGAACAGGAAAGAUGUCCAAGAAGCUAUGCAUGCCAAGCUUGUUGGCGUCAUUAGUUGGAGUUUCUGCAGCUUUGUGGUGAAUUAUGACAACAACAAUUUGGAGAUUCCAACGAUUGGUGUGGUGGGCUCAUUGGCGGGAUCGGGAGUUCGAGCACUAGUGUACAGUGGGGAUCAAGAUUCAGUUCUCCCAUUCAUCGGGACAAGGAUUCUGGUGAAUCGUUUGGCAAAAGAGAUGGGGUUGAAUACAACCGUGCCAUACAAGGCAUGGUUUGAUUUUGACAAACAGGUAGGUGGAUGGACCCAAGUUUAUGGGGAGAACAAUAAGUUGUCAUUUGCAACAAUCAGAGGAGCAUCUCACAUGGCUCCAUUCUCCUCUCCCAAGAGGUCACUCGCAUUGUUUGCAGCAUUUGUUGCUGGGAGACCAUUGGCAGCUUGAUGAUCUCUCAAACUUGGAAACACGAUAAUGUAUAAUACACUCUGAAUCUAUUCCAAACUGUAAUUUUAAAUAUUCUUGAGGCAACCAUUAUGCCUGUUUUCUACUGUUCAAUAAGUUAAUGUAACCUUGAAUAAGGAAAUCAAUUACCU
Molecule: messenger RNA, 2057 nt
Organism: Linum trigynum
Lineage: Eukaryota; Viridiplantae; Streptophyta; Magnoliopsida; Malpighiales; Linaceae
Source: the annotation of a GenBank genome assembly